Mycotypha africana is the source of this 1149-nucleotide messenger RNA. RefSeq lists its product as uncharacterized. Gene Ontology annotation, biological process: carbohydrate derivative metabolic process; carbohydrate metabolic process. NCBI's taxonomy places the organism in Eukaryota, Fungi, Mucoromycota, Mucoromycetes, Mucorales, Mycotyphaceae. The transcript is spliced from 2 exons. Bases 1 to 1149 code for a protein of 382 amino acids. The record is from RefSeq and is a predicted model, not a curated record. Gene Ontology annotation, molecular function: carbohydrate derivative binding; isomerase activity.
AUGAUACUCAAUUCACCUGAGGAUAUUGUUGAAAAUGCAUAUAAUAUAUUGAUCAAAGAGUCAGAAAGCAUCCAUGCUGCUGCACAACGAUUAAAACAUGACCUUCAAUCAAAAUCAGGCUUUGAACAUGCUGUUUAUCUUGUAUUUAAAUCCUUGAACGCUGGUGGCAAACUCAUUAUCACCGGUGUCGGCAAAUCAGGCAAAAUAGGCGAAAAAAUCGUGGCCACCCUGCUGUCGACCGGUAGUCAGGCUGUUUUUUUGCAUCCUGUAGAAGCCCUCCACGGCGAUCUGGGUAUCAUCCAGGCCAACGAUGUUGUUUUAGCAUUGUCCUUUUCGGGAAAUACAGAAGAAUUACUCAUGUUGGUGCCUAGCUUGAAAAUGCAUCGAAACGUACCCAUCAUUGGAUUGGGAGGCAAUCAGAAAAGUAAGCUGGCCAAAGAAUGUGAUGCUUGGAUGGAUGGUUAUGUUGAAGCUGAGGCCGCCGAAGAAUAUAUUCCAGCACCCACCUCCUCGACAACACUUGCCUUGGCGCUAGGAGAUGCCUUGGCACUGACCUUGGCUAAAUUGAGAGGUUUUACGACAGGAGGGUUUGCACUGAAUCACCCAGGAGGAUCGUUAGGAAGACGCUUUUUAUUGAAAGUGAAGGAUGUCAUGAUCGACAGUUCACUUGUCGCCAGUGUUUGUCCGAGUGCAUCGCUCGAUAUUGUCAUCAUGGAAAUGACCAAGUUUCCUAAAGGAAGCUCAGCUCAUAAGACUAAACCGAAAUCAACGGCAAUUGCUACUCAUUUAUCCUCUAUUUAUCCAUCUCCUCCACUAUCAGAAACCUCUUCUGUUGAUGAAAAUGACGAUCUUCGUCACCAAAAGACAGACAACAGGAACAAAAAGCUGAUUGGUAUCAUCACCCACGAUGACAUUCAUCGCGUCCUGAAAUCAUACCACUCGCCCGAAGGAGGCCUCUUCAACAUUCAUGCUUCUGAUGUCAUGUUACAACCAUCGCCACCCAUUACAUUAGAUAACGAACAUUUGCUGGCGUCAGAAGUGAUUGCUAUGAUGAAGUCCAAAAACAUUACGCUACUACCAGUGCUGAGUAAAAAGAAUGGCAUUUGUAUUGGCAUCGUCACUUUAAAAGACCUUCAAGAACUCUUUUAG